AUGGGCACCCUUUCGAAGGCGAAGGGACAAAUUCCCUUUCAACUGUGGUCCCUUGUGACGGAGAUCGAACGCUCGCUAAGUACAGAAAAUUUGGAACCACCCAGGGACUUGAGUAUGGCCCAGAACUUUCUACUCACUCAGCUGCCAUUGGUGGAGGCCAUGACGCUCAAUGAGCGUCGGCGACUGGAAGUCGAGUUCCUCGAUAUCUUAUUCCAACACGAAAUGGAGACACAUGCGUCCGUACCACUGGGUCCCGAAGAGCAGGCCACAGUCAAGACCGAAUACGAUGAAUUCCUCAGAUCUGUUCGGGUCAAGGAGCUGCCCAUAUCGGCUCUGGCACAACUCUCGCUUGAUGGUCCUCAGUACAAACCAGUCCAACCAAAAAUCGCACACACUUUUGCCAUCCCAGGUCCCCGUCCCAAAACCAAUCUGGUCAUUAGCAGUGUGUCUGGUGGCCAGGAUCUCAUUAAUGUCCCGACGGCGACUGUUUUCAUACCGAUUCAAGCUUUCACGAGCAAUGUGGUUGGACCCAUUAAUCCCGCGCCGGACGUUUCGACACCGCUUGAUAUCAAUGUGAUUGGUGCCAAGAAGGAACCCGUUGAGUGCCCGCCGUCUGUUUCACCACCGCUGGACAUUAAGACAGAAGAGGCACAAGAGAAAUCACCGGAGAAAAACCGCACUCCCGUGGAGAAGCCCGAUGAUGCCACUCUAAAUCCUAAUCCGCGGUAUAUACCGAUCAAGAGCGCCAAGUACUACACAAAGAAGCUACUCGUUCGGGUGAAGCGCAUUGAUUAG
This is a messenger RNA of Drosophila miranda, 795 nucleotides long. RefSeq lists its product as uncharacterized. The transcript has 2 exons. NCBI's taxonomy places the organism in Eukaryota, Metazoa, Arthropoda, Insecta, Diptera, Drosophilidae. The coding region runs from base 1 to 795 and encodes 264 amino acids. The record is from RefSeq and is a predicted model, not a curated record.